GUCAUAUUCCCGAGUAACGUUACUGUAAACCUCGGCAAUGAGCUCACACCUACUCAAGUGAAGGACGAACCUCAUGUUGAAUGGCCAGUAACACCAGGCUCAUUAUAUACACUGGCAAUGGUAGACCCUGAUGCACCCAGUCAUGUAUCGCCAUUAUUACGCAGUAUUAAGCACUGGUUGGUUGUGAACAUACCGGACGGGGAUCUAAAAUCAGGCCAAAUAUUAGCCGGGUUUAUAAGCUCAGGGCCACCCAAGGGGUCGGGUAUUCAUCGAUAUGUUAUACUCGUAUACAAACAGUCCAAACGUAUUGAGGGGCUGACCAGGGAUGACACAAUCGAGCAUAGGUUGAAUUUUAAUAUAACCGAGUUUGCUCAUAAAUAUGAGCUUGGUGAGCCCGUGUCCGGUAAUUUUUACCACGCUCAAUGGGAUGAGUACGUGGAUAUACAUAAUGUAGACAUGUAUUUCCGUAGUAGUGGACUUGUACCUGAUGUUAUCGAUGUUAGCCCCAGGGAACAGGUUAAGGUGACUUUCCCGGAAAAUAUAACCAUAAGUCUGGGCAAUGAAAUUACCCCUGCUGAAGCCAGUAAGGAACCACACGUUGAAUGGGCACCAGAGCAAAACGCCCUGUACACUUUGGCCAUGGUAGAUCCAGAUGCUCCCAGUCGUGUCACUCCCGUUUGGCGUAGUUAUAAACAUUGGUUGGUGAUGAACAUACCCGCGGGACAGGUAUCCGGGGGUGAUAUCGUUGCCGGGUAUACGGGACCGGCCCCACCAGAGGGCACUGGUCUACACCGGUAUGCGAUACUUAUAUACCAACAACCGGACGGCCAUAUAGACCCUCCACCUCGGGAUGACUCACUCGAACAUCGGCCAUAUUUUAGUAUUGAAGACUUUGCAAGGAAUUAUACCCUGGGUGAACCGGUAGCUGGUAAUUUUUUCCUAGCUCAGCAUCAAAAAUUAAUCUAUUAA
Oppiella nova is the source of this 969-nucleotide messenger RNA. Lineage: Eukaryota; Metazoa; Arthropoda; Arachnida; Sarcoptiformes; Oppiidae. The record is from the annotation of a GenBank genome assembly.